Messenger RNA from Coprinopsis cinerea okayama7#130, 2934 nucleotides. RefSeq lists its product as hypothetical. The record is from RefSeq and is a predicted model, not a curated record. Gene Ontology annotation, biological process: regulation of DNA-templated transcription; DNA-templated transcription. Lineage: Eukaryota; Fungi; Basidiomycota; Agaricomycetes; Agaricales; Psathyrellaceae. The transcript has 13 exons. Gene Ontology annotation, cellular component: nucleus. The coding region runs from base 1 to 2934 and encodes 977 amino acids. Gene Ontology annotation, molecular function: transcription cis-regulatory region binding; zinc ion binding; DNA-binding transcription factor activity, RNA polymerase II-specific.
AUGGCGCUGUCGGUAAUGACGCCCUCCGAGCCUUUCUUCUACCACCAGGGCCCAUUGAGGCACCCUCAGAACCAGUUGACGCAGUACUCUGACCAUCCAUUCCAGUUUUCCCGGUUUCAGACGUACAGUACUAUGUCCCAUCAAGAACACCAGCAAUCGCAGCCCGUACAUAAUCCGACAUCGCCUUCGGUCCCCAUCGAUCCGGCUCUGAGUAUCUAUUCGCCCUACCCACAGUAUUACCCCCAGCACGACCAGCAACAACACCAGCAGCAGCAGCAUCACCCAGCUCAACAGCAGGACCAAGCACACAUUCUGCCCCACCAUCUCUCCGGACCAUUGAGCUACUCGUCCCCCGGCUCCCAGUUAUCAGAUUCAGUCGGAACACCACCCAUGGACGCCAUGUACUCCACCGCCUCGUCUGCAAAUUUGAACGGAAAACGCCCCGCGACUAGUACCGUUACCAAUGACACCCGGAAGAAGCAGAAACGCGAUGAAUCCGACGCUCAGAGUCCUGCUGCAGAGAAGUCAGAGGAACCCAAGCCUAAACCGACGCGGGGUUCUCGUGCCUGCACCGUUUGUCGACGGCUCAAGAUGAAAUGUGUGGGAGCCGAACAUGGUCCCCCUUGCAAGCGCUGUAUAACCGGCAACCACGAGUGUAUCUUUGAAGAAUCAAACCGAGGGAAACGGUCUUCCAAGAAACACGAGUUGCUAUCACGGUCGCUUCGCAAGAUGGAAAAGACGCUUGACACUGUUCUCCGUUCCAUCGGCAAUCCGAGCAUUGUGUCAGGCAUGGUAUCUCGGUCCCCUUCUCCCGGAGCCCAGGGUCGAUCAAGCCUCCUUGGUCGUUCCCCUUCGCCACCUCCGCCUACCUCUUUCGCUCCCCCACCGCGUGCUGGAUCACCCAAGUUGCACUCCCUCCCAGACAAUGCACUUAACCCCUUGGGUCUCCUCGCAGAAGCUAGUCUCGCGAAUAGGCGGUCCCAAGCUUCGAAUCCAAAUGCAGUAACGGAAAGGAAGGAGAAAGACACGCCUCAGGUUGGCGUUGCGAGUGACAACUACUUCAAGCCAGGCCCAAUGACGAUUUUGCCUUUGAGACGGCUGUACAUCGAACGUCAAGUGCAACCCGAGAUGCUCAGCUUUGUUACAACAGAGGAAGUUGUUGCUCUGUUCAACAUUUAUUUCGAGCACAUCCAUAUGCACUGUAACUUGUUGGACAGAAACUUCCACACGCCAUCCCUCGUGUGUUCGCGUUCGCCUUUCCUAUUAACAACAAUUUGCUCCAUCGCCAGCAAGUUUUACACUGCAAAGCCGGAGCUCCAUCCCCGCCUGACAGAGCUAGCGAAGAAGCUCGCGUUCAGCGUACCGGCAAAGGGAUACAAAUCCGUUGAAAUUGUUCAGGCAUAUCUACUUCUCGCGCUCUGGGGCUGUGGAGCCGUUGAAAGAUAUGAGCAGGACAAGACGUGGAUGCUGCUCGGCAUGGCGAUCCGUAUGGCAACCGAUCUCAAUCUGCACAGGAAAACUGCGGUGACAAGUGCAGAUAAUGCAGAAGGCAAGGCACGGGACAUCGAAGUCCACAAUCGUGAACGGACUUGGAUUAUGUGCUUUGUGCUUGAUCGAAGCUUCAGCGCACAGAUGGGUAAACCCAACUCAAUCAAGGAGGAUUAUAUUAUUCGACACGCCAGCACCUGGUACCGUUCUCCUGUCUCGAGUCCAUCAGACGCUUCCCUGGUUGCUUAUGCGGAAUUGCAACGGAUAUUGUCGAGAAGCCUUGACUUCUUGUACAGCGGAACCGAUACCGUGAACGGAUUACAAACGCAUUGCGAUUAUCUGCUCGUCAUCAAGACCUUCGAGACGCAACUGUAUGCGUGGAGGCAGCAGUGGUACAACGAGCGCAGCUGGGAGGGCGAACCUCCUCAGGCAGUGGCGUACAAGCGUCUGAUCUCCCAGUUCUAUUUCAACUAUGCCAUGCUGGUGUUGAACUCCUUUGGGCUGCAGAAUGCUCUGGAACGCGCUCCGCUUAAUAUUGGACAUUUCUUUGCCAGAUGUCAUACUUCUGCCAUCACUUGUGCGACGCUCGUGCGAGAUGAACUGGGGCCUAGUGGGUUCAUCAAGUACUCCCCUGAUUCCCACUUCGUCCAGAUCUCUUAUGCCGUUUUAAGCUUGCUGAAGCUCAUCCGUCCUGAAUUCCAAGCUUUCCUGGACAACGAGCAAGCAACACUGCAAUUGGUCAAGGAUGUUGCUGACGUUCUUGACAACAUUGCCGCGAACCCCCUACACACCCCUGCCUUGUACAGCGGUUUCCUGCGUGCUCUCAUCUCUGCCAAGCUAGAGCCGCAGCUGCCUCUUUCCGCACCAGAGGAGCCGACGAACAACUCUGGCCCCGACAGCAAUGCCAACAACAACAACUCGAACGCUGUGGACGGAAACAACGACUCCAACGCUCCUGCCACAUCCUCUUCAAACCAAAAUUCCGAGAUGCCCCCUCCCAACGGCUUCCUUCAUCAUCAUCACCCACAAACGCAGUUCUCUCAUCAUGAAACCAACCAGAACAUCUCGUUCUCGUUGAAUGAGUUCCAAUUCGAUAGCGAGAUGGGGCCUGUGGCUGACAUCUCGACAUUCCCACCUACGAUGGCGCCCCCACCUGCUGAACAGGAGAUGGGGGCUAUGACCAUGGAGAACAUUCUCAGUAGUGGAUUCUGGGAUAGUAUGCUCGUUCCAGGUUAUAACAGCCUGGAUGGUUUCAGCGGUGGCUUCGUGUUUGGUGCUGGCGGAAGCGGGCUCAUCACGCCCCGCUUUGGCAUCUCGCCUAUGCAAUCCGGCGCUAAUACCCCUGCUACGUCUGGCCAGCACGUUCCCCUGACGCAGAGCAGCAUCAACGCUGCUUUCAGCAAGAACCAGCAAAUGUCCGAGGCCGUAAAGGUUGAUGCCUCGUAG